This is a messenger RNA of Prosopis cineraria, 1854 nucleotides long. Its product is annotated as peroxisome biogenesis protein 3-2-like. Gene Ontology annotation, molecular function: protein-macromolecule adaptor activity. NCBI's taxonomy places the organism in Eukaryota, Viridiplantae, Streptophyta, Magnoliopsida, Fabales, Fabaceae. Gene Ontology annotation, cellular component: peroxisomal membrane. Gene Ontology annotation, biological process: protein import into peroxisome membrane. The coding region runs from base 392 to 1504 and encodes 370 amino acids. The record is from RefSeq and is a predicted model, not a curated record. The transcript has 7 exons.
UCGCGUUUUCUCUACAGAAACUCCUACCUUUCCUGUUUCUCCUCUCGCCAGAAGUUAGAAGGAGAGUAUCUUUGCUGAUUAACUCCGAAGGGGGAGGCUCUUGUGAUUCGAUUUAAAUACUCAAGGUCUCGCUUCUUCGGCCAUUUAACUUCCUUGAAUAUCCCAUUCAUCUCUCCCCCCAAGAUAAGCUUUUUCUUUUGUGUCUAUGUCUGCCAUGAAUGCCCACUUGUGCAUUUAUAAUCAAAGGGGCCAGUUUUCCUAAGCUUAUUUAUUAUUACCUGCCCUCUACUUCGUCUUUCCAUUUUUCCUUUCCUGAGUAACCCGGUGGAUGCGGACUACCUACAAAGCCAAGGCAUGGUAGUGGAUUUUUGGUAUUCGUCAUAGCAGCAAAAUGCUUUCUCUGAGGGAUUUUUGGAGGCGGCAUAGGAGGAAGAUUUUCGUUAGUGCUGGUGUUUUCGGAAGUGGGUAUCUUUUGUAUAAGCUGUAUGGUGCUCACAGGCGUAGACUUGAUGCAUUGGAGACAGAACUCGCAGUUCAGAGAGAAAAUGAGGAGCUCAUCAAGGCUCAGAUGCAAGCUCACUUCGAGAAUAUUCAGAUGAUUUCUGAUACAAUAACGUUGCCUCAUGCAAUGCACUAUUUGAGUUGUCGGAUCGCGGAAGAUCUGGAUCUUUCUCAGCUUCUUGAGAGGCUAAUUCAAGGAAAGGGGCAACCAAACACGUUAACAAAUUCAGAGAAACUAGAAUUAUGGGAUAGACUCAAAAUAUUAAGUUUCACGAGAAUGGCACUGUCAAUAUGGGCGACAACAAUGCUUAGCUUAUAUGUAAAAGUUCAAGUCAAUAUACUGGGAAGGGUUCUAUACAUUGAUAUUGCACGAAGCCUUGGAAGCUCCAAUAUGAUGGAGAGUAGGGACGUUGUUGAUAGGGAAGACCAGCAGAAAUUCCUUGGAAGCAUAGAUUUUCUCUCUCAACAUGGUAUACCUUCCUUGGUUUCUGAUAUGGAGUUGGCAACUAAAGAAGUUCUCAAAGGAAAGCAGUUGAGAGAUUUCUUCAACAAUAAAGCACUCCAUGAAACUAUCAUGCAGAUACUCAACACAUUCAUGAGCACAGGAAGUCCGCACUCCUGGGUAAAGUACAUGAUGCCUGAGGCUAUUGAAUCACAUACAGCAGCCUCCAGCAGUGUUGAUCCUGUUCCUUUGGACACGAUUGGAUUAGGUCAGCUAAUGGCAGAGGCACGGGCAGUGUUAACGAGUGCCGAAUUUGGAAACAUUUUGGAGAUAUCUUUGAAAGCAGUGGUGGACACACUUGUGGAGCUUAUGGGGGCUAAAUUUGGAGGGGGGAAUUUAACUUCAGGCGUGCCGCUGGCCAAAUUAUUGCCUCAAAUUGCACACACGUGUCCCUAUCUAUUCGAAGAACUUGGCAAAAAUCAGUUCAUCCAGACCAUAAAAGGUAUACCUGAGGUUGAACGUUUUUUCACCCUCCUCUAUGCAAAUGUAUCAAGCGCGUAGAGCAGUAUAAGUUAUGCUUCAAGUGAAAAAUCGAAAAGGAAAAAAAAAAAAGGAGAGAGAGAGAUUAAAUUUAUUUUAUGGAAAGCACGAGGCAUCAAUGUAAAAUAGUUUAAAGAGGUCCAAAAGGCUUCCUGAAAGAAUUAAUUGCAUAGUAGCUCAGUCGUUAUUCUAGGUCUCAUCAGCAUGGAAAAUUUUUCUUCCGCUGUAGUUAAUGUUGUACACUGCUGCUUCCUUGGCUUUAACUUGGCCCUCAGAGGAACUGUCUUUUCGGACUGCAGUUGCCUUUUUAUCAGUAGUCUGUACUGUAUAGACAAUAAUGUUUUUCAUGAUUUCAUCCAUUUCUUUGUUCA